ACUGAUUCGCUUCUCUCACUCCUACCACCACCAUCUGCCUAUGAAUUCCUUUGGCUCACGUAUACAUGAGCAGAGGAAUUGUGGCAAGGAGUACGAGAAUCGAACAGAAAAGACAAGAGCGCUAUUUUCUUCUGCAAUACUUAUAUCGAACGAGUACUCAAAGUACUCAAGUUCCUCAGGUUUUCAUUCUCUCCAAUACGGAUGACAUUUUGGCACCUUGUUCUAAGUCUAAUUAACCCUUGACUUCCUUGCUUCUUAUAAGCGCCCAAGGCACCGUCAGUGCUCCCGCGAAGGCUCAACCUUUGACCUUCAAACCUCGACGAUCUGAACACGCCAGUAGCUCUUUUUACAGGCAAUCAAUAUUUCGUUGUAUAGAUAUCAACGAUGUCGACCACCGAUGUUGCGCAAGAUACGACUAUACACACGCGAGGCUACCAGCAGGAGAUGCUCGAGGAGAGCCUGAAGAGGAACAUUAUCAUAGCGAUGGACACGGGUUCGGGCAAGACGCAUAUCGCGGUGCUGCGGCUGAAGAUUGAAGCCGAACGAGAGCCACGGAAGAUAUCAUGGUUUCUAGCUCCCACGGUUGCGUUAUCCAAGCAGCAGCACCGUGUCAUCACGGAUGUGCUCCCUGUAUCUGUCGGCCUCAUAUCAGGAUCGCUAGAACCGGACCAGUGGAAGGAUGCAUCGCUGUGGAAGAGGGUCAUUGAGACCCAUCGGAUCGUGGUAUCGACUCCACAGGUGCUUCUGGAUGCGUUACGCCACAGCUACGUCCAAAUGGGACGUGACAUUGGAUUGAUGAUAUUCGAUGAGGCGCAUCAUACGCUCGACAAGGCGCCAUACAACAUGAUCAUGAGGGAGUUUUACUUUGGGUUGUCGCCGCGGGAUACGCCGAAUCUGGACCCUCGAUAUGCCAGGCCAAUGAUCUUGGGCUUAACGGCUAGUCCUAUCUACGGGGGAGAUAUAAUCAAAGCUUUCAGUAAUAUUGAAAGGAAUCUUGACAGCGUCAUUCGCACCCCUCGUCAUAAUCGCGAAGAACUGGCCAAACAUGUCCAUCGGCCUGUUUUCAAGCAUGUCAGAUACGACCCGCUAGACGAUACUCUAUUUUCAACCAACCUCACAAGUCUAAAGCAAGUCGUGGCUACUCUCAAUAUUGAGAAUGACCCGUCUAUCAUCUCUCUUCGUCACGACCUAGCCAGAACCUCCCCCCAGUCGCCUGAGCACUAUCGGCUCGACCAAAAAUUGUCCAAGACCAUUCUAAAGGAGAAUACCUUCACGCACAAGGGUCUUCGCGAUUUCCUGCGCACGGCGAAUGAUAUUCUUUCCGACCUUGGCGCUUGGGCAGCGGAUUGGUAUGUCUGGAUGGUGUUGGAACAGGCGAAAAAGGCUUGCCAAAAUGACGAAGUGAUGCCCUCUUGGCAGACACGGGACAAGCCGUAUAUGCUAGGCCUUCUAAACCAGGUUCAGGUUUGCCCGGUAUCUUACUAUGCCUACGACAUCGUCAAGGAUUCGUCUCAAAAAGUGGCAGAACUUGUGAAGGCAUUGUUACAGGAGAAACAAGAAUUCGAGGCAGCCAACGAGGCGUUUAGCGGGCUUGUGUUCGUUACGCGUCGCGACGCGGUUCUAGCGCUCACCGAGAUCCUCACAAACCAUCCUGACACAAAAGAGAUGUUCAAAAUUGGGAGCCUAUUGGGGACAUCUGAUAGCAGCUAUCGGCACUCGUUUUUGGAUCUCACACGCAAGCUACUGAAACAAUCACAAGAGGAGACGCUGACAGAUCUCAGGAUUGGAGAGAAGAAUCUCAUCAUUUCGACGUCUGUUGCUGAGGAGGGUAUCGAUGUCCAGGCAUGUGGAUGUGUUAUACGCUGGGAUCCGCCGCAGAACAUGGUCUCGUGGCUACAAAGCCGAGGACGGGCGCGUCAGAAGCGUAGCACAUUCACUAUCAUGUUCGAAAGAAAUGGAGGGGGCGAGGAAAAUAUUCGCAAGUGGGAGAGCACCGAAGCCGAAGUGCUGCGCUUGCGCAAUGAGCCGGAGAGUGUCACGACAGUCGAGCCUGAGGAGUGCAAUGAGCGGGAGGAAUUUAGGGUACCAUCAACUGGUGCUUUAUUGACCUUGGAGUCGGCCCUUCCCCAUCUAGCCCACUUCAUCGCUGUUCAUCCGAACGCAGGUUUCAUUCCCGAUUUGCAGCCCCUGUAUGAGCUUGACCCGCCAGAUCUACCGUUGGGAUGGCAUUCGCUUGAGAAUCGGUCUACUACAAACUACCGCGGACCAUGGAGUUCGACGGUCACUCUUCCUAGAUUCCUAAGUUCCGAACUCAGGGUACAUUCGACGGAAAAGAUCUAUUUCUCCAAACUGUCCGCUCAUCGACAUGCAGCCUUUAAAGCAUACAAGGCACUGUAUGACAAUGAAUUACUGGACGACCAUCUCCUGCCUCUCUUUGACCAUGACGAGGAGAUCAAGAAACUGCAAAGCGAAGUGGAGAAACGUGUCGGUAUUGUCAGCGUGUCGCCCCAGAUGAAUCCGUGGAUGCCGGUGGAUGAUGGUACCGCGGUCUGGUAUCGCUCAGAAUUGACACUGGGAGAACUGCCUCCUUUGCUCAUGUUCACGCGUACACAGUGCCCGUCAUCAUGGUUCGAGAACGACGGUCCUCCACCACUCUUUGCUCCUCAUCGAGGUCGCAUCAAGGUCUCCCUUCGCAACGUCGGAAAAAUCAGUCUCUACGAUGAAGAUAUCAGUCGAGCACGCGAAUAUACUCGACGAAUAUUCUGGAGCAUACACGGUCAACGGAUGACCUGGGACGACCUAGACUUUUCGUAUCUUUUCCUUCCCGCUCCUGGGACGGAAGAUGUCAAGUGGGAAGACCGUCGUGCGUGGCUGAAAGAAGAGAAUGAGCGUGAAGGGCGAUCUUACAAGUACGCCUUUGAUGCGAAUGCACAGGAUCUUGGGGAAACCUUUUGGUACCCCCAGGACCUUGCUAUUGUGAGAGCUGGAUUCCAGUUUGGGAAAGCAUAUCGAUUCAUCGCUUGGCGGUAUGACACCCUCAGCGAAGAAGAAUUGGAGGAUAUGAAGACACGAUACUUUCGGCAGGAUGAUUUGGAAGAUAUCCCGUACCCACUCAUCAUCGCGGAAAUUUUGCCGACUAGGAGUAAUUUCUUGCUGCCACCCACCAAGCCUGUUAAAGGACCUUCACAACCACCGAAGAGGGUUCUGUUGAUUCCGAAAUACACCCCCGUCACGCUUAUAUCUCCGGUGGAAACUGAAUAUGUGUUCUUACUGCCUUCAGUUCUCCGCGCUCUGGCUAUGUCACUCACUAUUCAGUCAAUGAAGGACAGGAUGUUUACUUCGUCGUCUCCUCUUUAUACCAUUCCAUCGCAACUAUUGACCGUCGCUAUGACGGCCUCGUCGUCUCAAGAACGUUAUAACUACCAGCGUUUGGAGACGUUGGGAGAUACGGUGCUGAAGUAUCUGGUCAGUAUACAGCUUCUGUCGGAACACCCGCUCUGGCACGAAGGCUACCUAACUGGACGGAAAGACCACGCUGUUGCCAACGCGACGUUGGCGAAUGAGAAUAUCUCCAGAGAAAUGUUCCAAUGGAUUAUCCGAGAUCGGAUGCUUGGCAAGAAGUGGAAGCCUGCGUACUUGCAUUCUACCGCGCCUAUUCGCGAGAAGAAAUCGGCCGAGGCAGUUGCGACCGUUCCCACGAAGAACGAAGCGAAGGCCAAGAAAGCAAAAAAGAUUGCGGGAGAGCUCUCCACUAAAGUGCUGGCGGACGUUGUCGAAUCAACGAUUGGUGCUGCGUAUCUGCACGGAGGGCUCGAACUGGGCUAUGAAUGUGUAAAGUUCUUCCGUCUCGACCUUACUUGGCAACCAACUACGGACCGCAUCUCGUCCUUGAUUCAAAGGGUCAGUCAAAUCGAACCCGAAGUCAGAAAGCGUAUCGACUUGCCGGAGACGACCAUAUCUCAAGUAGAAUCCAUGUUGGGCUACGAAUUCAAGCACAAGCUCAUACUUCUCGAAGCACUCACCCAUCCAAGUCAUCAGCAGGAUUUUGGUAUCAUCUGUUAUGAGCGUAUGGAAUUUCUUGGAGAUGCAGUGAUGGAUAUGGUGGUUUCGGAUUACCUGUAUCGUGCAGAAGGCAAGGAGUACAGUCCUGGGCACAUGCAUCUUCGGAAAUCGGCUGUCGUGAACGGGCAUAUUCUGGCAUAUCUGUGCUUGAAAUGUUGUUUGAAGGUUCGCAGUUAUAUGCCUCGGCCCACGGAAUCGGGGAAUCGGAUCCAGCUCGAAGAGGAGCAAGAGGACAUAUAUUUGUGGAAGUGCCUCUUGCAUGCUAGUCCUCGUGUUCUGGAUGAUCAACGUGUAACGUUUGACCGGUUUCAGAGGCUUUCGGAUGUGAUUGCUGACGGUCUGGAGAAUGGGAAGAUCUAUCCUUGGGCGGCGCUGACUCGGCUACAAGCUCCCAAAUUCUUCAGUGAUAUGAUUGAAAGUCUGUUCGGAGCAGUAUUCCUUGACUCGGAAGGAAACCUGGAGAGGACGCGAGAUGUUAUGCGAACAAUCGGUGUCUUGCCGUUGUUAGAGCACAUCGUCAAGGAUGACGUUGAUGUUCUUCAUCCUGUUUCACGACUAUCAGUCUGGGCAUCGAAGCGAGGGCAGAAGGUGAAAUAUAGAUUUACGGAGGAGAAGGGAAAUAUUAGUUGUGUGAUAGCGUUAAAACAAGAGGAGGGAGGGGAAGUCCGGGUUUUGGAGGAAGCGCGGGUCACGGAUGUCAACAGAGGCAAGGUGACGAGGUUGGAGGUCAAAUUCGCAGCCGCUGAAAAUGCUAUAAAGUUGUUCCAUGUAAAAUAGCCGAAAUGAUUCAUCAUCCCUCUAGUAUUUUCUGUCCUGCACUACUUAAGGUCACCUUUCGGCAUCCGCUUAGUCACGCGAUAAUAACAUUGCUAUAUUGGGACCUUUGCCUUGUCAUUUUCCUCCCACCUUCAGAAUCGAAUGACAAUGCCUAGAGGCCUUGCGAACCUACUAUUUGGUAAAAACCGCCUUGAGGUCUUAUUCUUUCUUGUAUUCCAGAAUUCUGUCGGCCCGUUGAAGCCGUGUUAGACACCGCAUGACCCUCA
This is a messenger RNA of Desarmillaria tabescens, 5105 nucleotides long. RefSeq lists its product as uncharacterized. Gene Ontology annotation, cellular component: RISC complex; nucleus; cytoplasm. Lineage: Eukaryota; Fungi; Basidiomycota; Agaricomycetes; Agaricales; Physalacriaceae. The coding region runs from base 385 to 4839 and encodes 1484 amino acids. Gene Ontology annotation, biological process: siRNA processing. The transcript has 7 exons. Gene Ontology annotation, molecular function: RNA binding; ribonuclease III activity; ATP binding. The record is from RefSeq and is a predicted model, not a curated record.